Choloepus didactylus (southern two-toed sloth) is the source of this 948-nucleotide messenger RNA. It is a transcript of the gene SYNGR4, whose product is annotated as synaptogyrin 4. Gene Ontology annotation, cellular component: neuromuscular junction; synaptic vesicle membrane. The record is from RefSeq and is a predicted model, not a curated record. Bases 173 to 877 code for a protein of 234 amino acids. NCBI's taxonomy places the organism in Eukaryota, Metazoa, Chordata, Mammalia, Pilosa, Megalonychidae. The transcript has 5 exons.
CGUUCGGACCCGGGACCGGAAGUACCUGUAUCAGGAGGCGGAGCAGUUGCUCCUUGGAGAAGGGGAUGAAGCGCUCACGCAGCCGCGCCUCAGCUGGCCCAGAGCACCUGGACAGCAGUGUCUGGCCGUGCCGCCCCUCGCCACCCGUGGACCCUGAAGGAGAGGAGCCACCAUGCACGUGCCCGAAAGCCUCCAGAACCUGGCCAACAGCGAGGUCGUGCAGUUUCUGAAGAAGCCGAAGACGAUGGCGCGGAUCCUCGCGGCGGUCUUCUCCCUGGUCGUCUUCUCCUCCCUGCUGACUGACGGCUACCAGAACAAAACAGACUCCCCGCAGCUCCACUGCGUCCUCAACAGCAACAACGUGGCCUGCAGCUUCGCCGUGGGCGCCGGCUUCCUGGCCUUCCUGAGCAGCCUGGCCUUCCUCGUCCUGGACGCCCACGAGGGCCGUGUCGCCAGCACCCGCUUCAAGACGGCCUUCCAGCUCUUGGACUUCAUCCUGGCCGUCAUCUGGAUGGGCGUCUGGUUCGUGGGUUUCUGUUUCCUGGCCUACCAGUGGCAGCACUCGCCACCCAGAGAAUUCCUCCUGGGGAGCAGCAGCGCCAAGGCCGCCGUCACCUUCACUUUCUUCUCCUUCCUGGUCUGGAUGUUCCAGGCCUACUUUGCGCUCCAAGACCUCCGAAACGAUGCCCCGGUCCCCUACAAGUGCUCCCUGGAUGAGGGGGGCGUGGUGCUGACCACCCUGUCCCCGCCCUCUGCCACCAGCCCUGUCAACUCCUCCACCACUGGCUCCAAUAGCGUGAAUUAUGCCAGCUCUGCCCCGUACCCCUAUAUGGCCACUCCAAAGCCUCCCCGCCUCGCUAUGAUGCCCGACAACUAAACCUGCACCCCCCACCCACCCCCAUCCGCGUCAGUAAAGAGCUAACCCUCCCUCUGGGAGUUUUCUGAAAA